This is a messenger RNA of Mesorhabditis belari, 1260 nucleotides long. The record is from the annotation of a GenBank genome assembly. NCBI's taxonomy places the organism in Eukaryota, Metazoa, Nematoda, Chromadorea, Rhabditida, Rhabditidae.
AUGUUCGCUCGAGAGGCUGAGUUCUCACCGAUUGGACCGCUCAGUCCAAUCUCGAAGGGAGUUGAUUACUAUGCGGAAGAGCAAACGUUUGCGGCGCCCGGCUCGAGGACCCAAACGGGCACGACUGGAGGACCCGGAAAUAAGAUAUAUGGGAAAGGAUUGAAGGACGUUGAUGAUGUCGAUUUCGAAGGAAUGUUAGGGAAAUUGAGUGCCGCUGAAUUGGAAGAUCUUAACAAUGACUUCGAUCCUGAUAACUCGAUGCUUCCUCCAUCGCAACGAUGUCAAGAACAAACGAGCAAGGCACCCACUGGGCCCUAUAAGAGAGAACGUUUGAUGCAAUUCCUUGAAGACACGGCGAAAAAUGAGAAAGAUUGGGACGAAGUUGUGCCAUUUCAAAAGGGAAUGGUCCGAGGAAGCCGAUUCGUUGAUGAGAAUGCAGCCCCGUCAGGCAAAGGUUCAGGAAUUGGGGGCAUGGAGAUGCCGAUUGCCCUCGAUUUGGCUGAUCCCGAUGAUGAUGAAAUGAGUGUCGAAGAUGAAGAAAUUGUAAUUGAACGAGCACUGAAGAAAGCACCCGAGAAUGAUCUCGUCGACUUGGCUGGAAUUCUAGGGAUGCACUCAGUACUCAAUCAGCCCCAAUUCUACAAUGCUUUGAAAGGAAAAGGACAGGAUGAGAACUCAGGCACAACAUUUAGUGGUGCCAUUCCUUCAUAUCAGCCAAAGGUCUACCCCGAUGAGCCCGAAAAUGUAACAGAUGUUGAUGAUUGUAUCAAUCGGUUGCACGAUAAUGACAGCUCGUUGAAGACAGUGAACAUAAAUAACAUGAAACGGGUAUCAAAGGAGAAAAUCCGGCAGUUGAUCGACGCGGCCUCAAAUUCUAAGCACAUCGAAAGUUUCAGCCUCUCCAAUACAGCCAUUGCAGACACAGAAGCUAGGUGUAUAGAGAAGUUGAUCGAGAAUUCUCCAUCGUUGAAGGUGGUCAAUAUCGAAUCAAAUUUCAUCACGCCCGAAAUGUUGGCACGACUGCUCCGAGCCACCCUCAAAACCCAAUCCAUUAUUGAGUUCCACGCUGAGAAUCAGAGACAAGGCGUUCUCGGUAAUCAAAUCGAAAUGGAUAUGAUGUUGACGGUGGAAGAGAAUGAAGCUCUUUUACGAGUCGGCAUUGCGUUUCAAUCAAUGGAAGCUCGACAUCGUGUAGCAGAAGCGCUUGAGAGAAAUUAUGAACGAAUACGCGUUCGCCGUCUACAAGGAGAAUCAAAUGCU